AUGUCUUGGGUGAAGCUAUGGGACGAAUGCGUUUUCAAGCGAAAGAUUGUGCAUCUUCCCAAAAACGUUUCUAUGAAACAGAAAGACUUGCUCACUCUGGAUUCAGGGAAGCCUCGCAGACCAAUGCAGAAGAUUGCUUUGCUUUGUGGACCAGCCGGUUUGGGGAAAACAACACUGGCGAACGUUGUUGCACGACAAGCAGGGUAUGCCGUUGUUGAAUUGAAUGCCAGUGACAGCAGGAAUGUGCCUGAUUUCGAGAAAGCUCUUGAAGGUGCCGUUCGUACUGCUCGAACCCUGGACCAGGCCAUACGAUAUCUCGUCAAAGCAACUCAAGCUGCUGGAAAGAAAGCAAUACGUCGCCCUAUCAUUUGUAUUUGCAAUAAUAUGUUCACUCCUGCCCUGCGUGAGCUUCGAGCGGUUGCUCUCAAUGUUCAGGUCGCAGCGACGGCGAAGGAGCGUCUCAUUCAGAGGCUUACAGUAAUUGCUGAAUUGGAAGGCGUUCGCAUUGAUCGCUUUGCGCUACAGCGGCUCGUGGAAUUAUGCCAGUGCGAUGUUCGGUUCUCAAUCAACACACUGCAGUAUGUGUCUGUCCUUGCCCAGAAGGAGCGGCGUUAUGUUUCCGCAGAUGACAUACAAAAGGCUGUGGAACGUGAAAGAGUGGGAUCUGCGUCAAUUUUUGAAAAUUGGUCUACGAUGCUGGAUUUCGGUCAUCAUUUUGACAAGAAAGGCGUCUUACGCUCAUUGUCGGAAAGGCUGCAGCUGGUUGAGCGCGUUGCAUUUGAGCGAGGCGAUGACCGCUUUGUGAAUGGUCUACACGCUAACUACCUCAGCGUAAAUCUACCCUUGAAGGCUAUUAGAUCUGGUGCCGAAGCUUUCGUCCAUUACGAUCGCAUUAUGCUUGCGAUCAACGAGAAACAAGAUUACACUCUGAUGAAGUACGUCACCGUGUUCUACAUGCUUCUCCAUGCAGCUGUGGCCACCCAUACUAAGGCUAAACUGAAGUAUCCCCAGCAGGAACAAACUGCGCUUCAGAGGCGACGAGAGUCGCAGGAAACCCUCUCUAGUGUUCAGUGCUCCCUCCUUGGGCAGAUAUGCUCACAAACGCUACUACUGACUAAUGAUGUACUGCCUCUGCUGCUACAAAUUGUGCAGCCACCUAUCAAGACGAUGAACCAACAGUUGUACAGCACGCAGGAAUUGAAGGAGAUUGACAACGUCGUGAGCAUAAUGGCAGAUUAUCACUUGACCUUCACCCCAACAAGUCAGACCGAUUGA
This is a messenger RNA of Cooperia oncophora, 1275 nucleotides long. The record is from the annotation of a GenBank genome assembly. Lineage: Eukaryota; Metazoa; Nematoda; Chromadorea; Rhabditida; Trichostrongylidae.